This is a messenger RNA of Choloepus didactylus (southern two-toed sloth), 285 nucleotides long. RefSeq names its product defensin beta 128 (gene DEFB128). The transcript is spliced from 2 exons. Gene Ontology annotation, cellular component: extracellular region. Lineage: Eukaryota; Metazoa; Chordata; Mammalia; Pilosa; Megalonychidae. The record is from RefSeq and is a predicted model, not a curated record. Gene Ontology annotation, biological process: innate immune response. The coding region runs from base 1 to 285 and encodes 94 amino acids.
AUGAAGCUGAUUCUGGUUCUCAUUGUUCUGCUCUUUGAGGUACCCACAGAGGGGGCACGACCCAAAAAAUGCUUUAAUAAUAUAGCAGGCUACUGCAAGAAGAAAUGCGAAAUGGGGGAAAUAUAUGAAGUAUCGUGUCUAAAUGGAAAAUUAUGUUGUGUGAAUGAAGAACUAAACAGAAGAUACCUGGAAGCCCACAAGCAACCUCAACCUACAAAACAGUCUGAGAAAUUUACAGAUUAUCUUGUUUUACCCACUGUCACACUUGUGACAGUCCAGCCAUAA